UUCAGAUGGGAUUGCUGGCUUACUGCUAUUGUUACGGUGAAGUUGAUCGUCUGGUGUACGGUUUGGACAGAUGCGCCAACAUUUGCGGAAAGCAGAACUUCAGAGAGCCGGGAAUUAAUCUGCAGCAGUUCAGAUGCAAAGGCAUGGACAUGAGAGACAAACCAUUCUUUUUACCGGUCGAGGAGGAAUGCGUCGAAUCUUGCAACGUUUCAUCCACUGCCACUUUAUAUUUAAACCGUUGUUACAAAUAUUCAACAAGCGUAAAUAUUAAGAGUUCCCUCGAGGACGUGGAAUUCUGCAAAUUGGAAGUGUUCAGCCUCAUUGGUCUCACAAUAAUGCUUUGCUGCGUGUUAACGUUCAUUUACAUGCAAUGGCCUUUACCAUACACACUAACAACUAUCCUCUUAGUAACAGCCGCAAUUUGUCUCUGGUAUUUCAGGUUUUUCACUUACCUAAGUUUGAGCAUAAUUGCAGCAAUGUUUCUGUACAUCAUUGCCAUUAUCUGUUUGUUCGUGAAAUACCGCCACUCGUUGAAAUCGUGCGAAGAAAUUGAUUGCAUCAUAAAGACGCAUCCUUUCUUACAAUUGCAACCGUUUCUGUUUAUUCUUUUGAUGGCAUUGACAUAUGUCGCGUUCAACUAUUGGGCGCUUUUGAUCGAGAGCGCUGGGGCAAUUGUGGAAAUCGAAAACAGCCAUUACAUCUACGAAAGAGACGGAACGAUGGUCGCUGCAAGAUAUUUAAAUUUGCUCGGAUUCAUCUGGACCAUACGGAUUUUAACGGAUUGCGAACGCUUGAUGCUAUCAGCAACCGUCGUCAUUUACCAUCACGAACCAGAAAACUCGAAGAUGGGUUUUCCCAUCAAAUACUCGUACUACAAUUUGAUCAGAUACCAUCUGGGAUCGACGAUUUUCGGCUCAAUUCUUGACCCAACAAACGCAAUUUCCUAUCAUUUAUUGAGAGCAUUGCAGUAUUGGAAACUUUUGGAUCGUUUGAAAGAAAAUCAUAGUUCUUUGAAGUGGAUUGCGGCGCCGCGUUUGAUCCGUUACGCGUACAUACGAAUCGGCGAAAGUGGACGUGCGAUUAGAAGAUGUUUGGAAAAUUAUGAUGGAUUCGAAAGUGAAGAAUUUAAUUUGGUUUUGGUUAAAGUUAUGAUCGCUAUGCCUUCGAUCGUGGUCGGAUUCGUCGUGGUUUGGGAAAAGUGCCAACAUCCCUUCAUGCUUCCAGUGAUAAUCAUUGGGAUCGGUUCGUAUUUAGUCGCUGACGCUUUCGCGAUUAUUUACGAGGUUGUUCUUGAUGCGACUGUAAUUUGCAAAGCAACAAACAAAGAUAGCUUCGAGAGGAAUCUGGACGUAAUUGAGAAUUCAUUUGUUUGUUAAAACUUCUGUUGUUUGUGAAUUCAGCUAUCUUUGAUAGAAAAAAAAACUGUUGUUAUUCGCGAGCUAUAAAUCAAGUUAACCGGUGGUUAAAACGAGACGUCGGCAUAAACAACAGACCGUAUUUUGUGCAUUGUUUACUCGCAUUCCUCAGCGGACCAUAAAUUAACAUGCGGACACAUCUGGG
Messenger RNA from Nicrophorus vespilloides, 1560 nucleotides. RefSeq names its product choline transporter-like protein 3. Gene Ontology annotation, biological process: transmembrane transport. Gene Ontology annotation, cellular component: membrane. The record is from RefSeq and is a predicted model, not a curated record. The coding region runs from base 6 to 1376 and encodes 456 amino acids. Lineage: Eukaryota; Metazoa; Arthropoda; Insecta; Coleoptera; Silphidae. The transcript is spliced from 11 exons. Gene Ontology annotation, molecular function: transmembrane transporter activity.